AUGAGCGACAAACCGAAGCCACUCAAGGUGUUUGGACGCUCCCACUAUGCUUGUACUCGCUGCAAGCUCUCCAAGAUCAAGUGUCUGGGGGAGAAACCGGCCUGUGCCAACUGUAAGGCUGUCAACAAGGAAGCUCAGUGUGUGUACCCGUCGAGGGACCGCAAGAUCGUCAUUAUGGAGUCGGAUCUUAAUAAACUACACGAGAAGGUGAAGAUGCUCGAGGACUUGGCCAAGUACCAGGCGUCGUAUUCUGAUCAGCAGCAUCUGCUGUUUCCAAGGCUUGAUUCGCCCUUGGUUCAGCGAAGAACGUCUAGUGGCAUGGCUGCUAUGCCUGAGCUGUACUUGUUGCCCGAUACUGAGAACGAUCGGGUGCCAUUGAAGCUCUUGUUACUUUGCAGACACCAGCUACCUGAUCAGCAGUACACAUGGCAGUUGCUUAACGCUGUGAGCCUGACCUACUCUCGUGAGUUCUAUAUUAUUGAUUUGGAGGCGCUACAUCCCUUGGUGAACCGCAUUUACCUGUUCUUCCUGGUCCCCAACUUGGAGUCCGUGCCUCUCCACGAACACAUUCCUUCCUUAUCGCUCAGCUACUUCUUUGGCCUUUUGGCUUUCGGAGAGCAAAUGAAGAAUAUGACCUUGGAACUGCUACCUCCCUCGAUCGCUGCCGCUACCGGAGAAGCUCACAAGUUCCCCGGAAUCGAGUACUACUCCACGGCAGCAAAGCUAUUCAGUUUGGCUCACGAGGAUAUAUCCGUUCAAUUUAUCCAGAACGCUCUUGUCUUGGGUUUGUACGUUUGCAACUUGAAUCGUUACAACACUGUCAACAACUACUUCGGCUUGGCGGUGCGCUCGGCUGUGGCUAACGGCUACCACAGGAAAAUGUCGACUCCUCGUCAAUUUACUGAUGAACAAAGACGUGCUCAUCAUAUCUUUGAAGAAAAGACAAAAAGACUUUGGUGGUCCAUCUUUGUCAUUGACGUUCUGUGGGCUGCCAAGAUGAACAUGCCUGCUUAUAUCGACUACACCGAUACGGACGUUGCAUUGCCAAAUGAGAGUCCAAUGUUGGACCUUAAUGAUAAUUUCAACACAGAAAUCCUCGAAGCCAAUGUCCACCUUGCGAAGUUCAUUGCCAAGUAUAACCGUUUGAUUUACGGUCCUAGCAUCAGAACCUUUUCCAUGAACUACAUCAACACCGAACAAUUCAACCAAAAGAUCCUUAUCAAGAACAUCAUAAACUCUCUUAAUGACUUACAGAGUCUGUUUGAGAUCCCCACGCUUUCAAGUUACAAGCAUGUAAAUAUAAUAUCGCUGCCUGAUAGAAAUGUUGCCAACUUGUUUUUGAGAUACAAUCAAAUGACAAUCCUUAUAGCGAAGCCGCUACUCUCCUUAAUUCUCAACAAGGGAAACAGAUCACUCAUCGGUGAACCAGAAAAGGUUAUGGAUGCCAUUGCAACAGUGGCUGCCUCUUCUGCGCGUUCGGUCGAGACGCUUCUCAAGCUUUAUGAGUAUAAUAAGCUUUUUGUCUUGGGUUUUUGGGACGGUCAGCAUUUAUUGUCUGCUCUCCUUCUUCUUGUGAUGGCUUCCGUUGCAGGUGUUUAUUAUGAGAAUCUCAAUAAGGCUACUGCUUUACUCAAGUAUAUGGCUGACAACCAAAAUAUCAAUGCCAUCAAUGCUAUGGAGAAGCUUGUCCAGAUCAACAGCUUCUUGAGUCGGAUUCCUGAAAUGAAUCUCAGAUUGGAUCUCGAGCUGGACAUAACCAAGUAUGUCAUCAAGAAGUCACCUUCCCUCACUGAACAGGUCAAUGGAGGAGAUGCCAGCAAUGUUCCAUUCUUCAAUCCAUUCACAGACUUAGCAUUGGAUGCGACCUACUUGAGACACAUCAGAUCUCCAGAAAUCCCCCUCUAUGAACAAUUUGGCUUCAACAAGAUGAACCAGACAUCCCAAGAAGCGCUAUACGAGAUGAUUACAACUUUACAAAGCUGGGACAAUUUCCGUGGUCUCCCAAUACACGUGUACGGUACUGGAGUUACCAGUGAACUGGAGCCACAGCAUCAGCAACAAACUCAGGCCGCCAGUAACUUUAAGAUCGAUAAUAUAAUCCAGGGUGGUUGA
Candidozyma haemuli is the source of this 2112-nucleotide messenger RNA. RefSeq lists its product as uncharacterized. Gene Ontology annotation, molecular function: zinc ion binding; DNA binding; DNA-binding transcription factor activity, RNA polymerase II-specific. The record is from RefSeq and is a predicted model, not a curated record. The transcript has a single exon. Gene Ontology annotation, biological process: DNA-templated transcription; regulation of DNA-templated transcription. NCBI's taxonomy places the organism in Eukaryota, Fungi, Ascomycota, Pichiomycetes, Serinales, Metschnikowiaceae. Bases 1 to 2112 code for a protein of 703 amino acids.